AAUAAACAAGGAUACACAUAUUACAUCAUAGUGUCACAUAGUGUAACGAAAACCGGUCUGGUCAAUUCUCUAUUAUACACACAACUUGUUUUCGUUAGCUGCGAGGAAGUUUAUUUAAUCGUUGAUAUCAUGAGAUAAAAAAUGACUGUUUGUAGAACAGUGUGUAUCAUCAUAUAAACAAUUUUCACAUGACAAAACUUAUUUUAAACUCACCAAUGGAGGAGCCAGAGAAAGUAAAAACACCAGAAUGGAAGAGACCUGAUCAAGUGAUGCAGUUGCAUCGACUAAAAAUUAAAAAACGCUCUCUCCAAGCACGUAUGACCAAUAUACGUGUUAACAGAGAAAAUUUGGACAUAUUAAAGAAUUGUAACCUUAAUAAUGGACAGUCUGUUGCUCAGAAGCGUAAAAAUCCUUUUGCCCAAGGUGAAGGAAAUAAACGAGCCAAUAUAACUCCUCCAGAGUUAGAAACUAGUAAUGAUAAUACAUUGUACGAGCUAUUGAAAAUUGAAACUCCAAAAUCAGCACCGGAAAGCCCAAUAACUGACAGUCCAUUAACGUUCUCCAACUUAUUUUCAAAAUUAGAAGCGAGUAAGUAUAGUCAGGAAGUAGAAAUACCAAAAGGUGAAAAGUAUAUUCCAAUAGAUUGGACAUUAAAAACAAAAAUGAGAUUUAUGUCUCCAAAACCAUUUCCAUGGAAUUCUAAAUUAAAAACUAGCGAAGAAGCAUCUGGUACAACUGGUUUUGUAAGGUGUUUAGAUAUUAGUGAAAAAAAUUCAACUUUAGACACUAGUCCAAAUGCAAGGCUACAUAGAUGUUGCUUAACAUGGCAACAUCCUUCACUUCCAUGGUUAGAAUUAUUUCCUCGCUGUGCUGGCAAAGUGAGUGCCAAUCUGACAAAUAAUUUGGCUAUCGUGAAUAAUGUACCUGUUAAAGAUGCUUUAUAUAAAGACUGGAGCGAUAGCUUUAGAUCUCUUUUCCACUUAUUACGGGCUGGACAAUGUCCCUACUUUUAUGUUUGUGCAAAUAAUUUCACUGUUUUAUUUCGUGCUGCUGGGAUUUGUGGAAUAUCUGAAGCUCAUGCACUUUUGACUCCUACUACACGAGGUUUCCGACAAUCCUUAAAACAAGAAGAAAUAGAUUAUACAAUGCCUUUAAGGAAAGAUUCUAAAAGACGAUCAGAUGUAACUGAUUCUGGUUGCGAUACAAUGGAUUUAGCUGUAUCAAAUACUAACACACAAUCAAAUAAUUCAGAAGAUCAAAGUUUGGAUGACGAGGACGAAACCCAAGAUGAGUGGUUACAAAGUCUUGGUGUUGAUAAUUCUGAAAUUCGCAAAAUUCAUAGUUCUCAGGCGAGAGUGACAUUGGAAAAGGAAACUGAAAUAGACAAUCUGAAACAGUCUUUAAUUUUUGUCAAAGGUGUUGAGGCACAAGGUCUAUUUAAUUUUCUAAUUAAUUGUAAGUCGGCUAUUACAACCACUGGCCCUUUAGCGGGAGUGCCUCCGACUCUUUUAGCGCCUGUAGCCUUUUAUGGUGCUACGUUAAAACCAAUUAAGGUGAAAGAAAGUACAGUACGCGUCGAUAAUGAAAGAUAUUUUUCUUUCGAAUUAAAGGGGCCAUUAUUACCGCACGUAUUACCCUCUCUUUGUUCUUUAAUGAAAUCUAGUCAAUUGGAGCAAUAUUCUGCAAGUUGUGCACAAUUAAAUUCAACAACUUCAUUUUCGGUAACAAAAUACGGAUCUGAACAACGAGAAUCAAGUGACGCGCCAAAAAUACCACAAAAUAUUUUUGCUCAGGAGAAUUUGAGUGAUUGUGGAUUUAACGACGAAUUAUUGAAAAAAUUUUGUAGUUCUGAUUCGUCACACGUUCAAAUUUUAGAUAGUAUUAAGUACUCAAACAAUUUGUACACCUGGGCUUGACAAAACACUUG
Dufourea novaeangliae is the source of this 1927-nucleotide messenger RNA. RefSeq names its product protein downstream neighbor of son homolog (gene hd). Gene Ontology annotation, biological process: nuclear DNA replication. The transcript has 7 exons. The coding region runs from base 189 to 1916 and encodes 575 amino acids. Gene Ontology annotation, cellular component: nucleus. Lineage: Eukaryota; Metazoa; Arthropoda; Insecta; Hymenoptera; Halictidae. The record is from RefSeq and is a predicted model, not a curated record.